Messenger RNA from Oncorhynchus nerka (sockeye salmon), 3531 nucleotides. RefSeq names its product proline-rich protein 5-like. Gene Ontology annotation, biological process: TORC2 signaling. The record is from RefSeq and is a predicted model, not a curated record. NCBI's taxonomy places the organism in Eukaryota, Metazoa, Chordata, Actinopteri, Salmoniformes, Salmonidae. Gene Ontology annotation, cellular component: TORC2 complex.
GCUGAAUGCUUUGGUUUUAAAUGAAUUAAACAUUAUACAUUGUUGUUCGGAGGCGCCACGGACUGCAGAUUUAAAACCGGUUGUCUACUAACUCAUCUUGGCACUGGCACAGCUCCAGAACUCAUAGCGUGGGACAGUCUCUCAUUUAGCAGUUUCUCCAUGCACUCUCAGCACAGACAGACCGGUGGAAAUACUACGGUGCGCGCACAAACACACACACUCUAGUCUACACACAUUCCAGACACUUGCAGACGCUUGUGUUACGCGGACUCCACUAGAUACCGUAGCAGCUGGCGUUGCGAACUCAAGUCAACAAGAGGAAACAUCCACGAGUCGUGACAUCCUCGGAGUCGGCUCCGUUUACACAUCCGUACUCCACUCGCAUACUCAGACAGACAAGGACUCUUUCGGGACAGCUUCAGUGUUACUGUCUACCUUUGCCAACUUUCUAUAAACCAAGAAGGAUUGAAACACAGAUUUUGAUAUAAUUUUCCAGUGCGUGUUGGAGCGCCUAUAUAUUAUAUUUGUGGCAUGUUGUAGCGCACCGCCAGAGGAAGACAGCGACCAUACACAUGCUGGCUGGACACAAGUCCCUAGGUCAAGUUCAGUCUCUGACCCCCACCCCUCACCUUUGACCCCUCACCUUGGAUGGAAGAACGCACCCAUUCCUUUGGGAGGUUGAAGUUGAUGAGUUCCCCCAGCCUCAGUGACCUGGGGAAGAGUGACAAGGCAGCGUUGGAGGAGAGAGGGACACAGCAGAGAAAAGCUGGGGCUAACGCCACCUGGAACAGCAUCCACAAUGCGGUGAUAGCUGUGUUCCAGAGGAAAGACCUGGGAGAGAAUGACCUCUACAUCCUCAAUGAGGGAGUCAGGCAACUACUGAAGACGGAGCUGGGCUCUUUCUUCACUGAAUACCUCCAGAAUCAGCUGCUGACAAAGGGAAUGGUGAUACUGAGGGACAAAAUGCGUUUCUAUGAAGGUCAGAAGCUAUUGGACUCCUUGGCAGAGACGUGGGACUUCUUCUUCUGUGAUGUUCUGUCCAUGCUUCAGGCUAUCUUCUACCCAGUACAGGGUAAGGAGCCGUCGGUGCGGCAGCUGGCCCUGCUUCACUUCAGGAGCAUUAUCACUCUGAAUAUCAAGCUGGAGGACGCCUUGUCCCGCCCCCGCGCCCGUGUCCCCCCCUCUAUCAUACAGAUGUUACUGGUACUGCAGGGUGUCCAUGAGUCUAAAGGAGUGACUGAGGAGUACCUGCGUCUGGAAGCUUUGGUUCAGAAGGUGGUGUCUCCAUACCUGGGAACCCACGGCCUCUACUCCAACGACGGAUCCUCAAUGCAAUACUCCUCCUGCGUACUGGAGAAGCGUCUGCAGCGGUGCUGGCCCAAGUCAGGCGACGCCCCCGUGAAGAACCUGGUGAUGCGCUCCAAGUCCUACAACGUGCCCAUGUUGACGCCUGUGGUGGAGUAUGAUACGGAGACAGGCUCCGUGAGCAGCAUGGGCAUCCGCCGCCAUUCCGUCUGCGAGAUGACUUCCUGUCUGGAAGAAGGCGCCAUCAACGACAUCAGCACCACUUCCUCCCUGGCCUCCGCGGCCCAGCCGGGCCUCUCCUCCCUGGAGCAGAAGCUCAGCCUGACAGGGGUUGUUAGUGGUGGAGGAAGUCUGGAUCUCUGUGGGUCUGUGGGGUCUGAGUCUUUAGGGUCCCACCUCCAGCCCUCCAUCUUUCAGGGCUCUCACUCCCCAGGACCCUUCCUCCACGGCGGGGGGUCGACGGUGUCCCCCUCUGUUCUGUGUCAGGUCCACUCUGGUUCAGAGACGGGGUCGAUCCCCAGCUGUUCCUCCAGCCCGGAGACAGUGGUAGAUCAGAUACUGGACUCUAUGGACUCUGACCUUGAUGGCAUCUUCAUAGACUUCUCCCUCCACAGCUGCUCAGACUCUUCAUCCUCUGAUUACAGCAGGGAGAGUGGUAGACAGAGUGUGGUGUAAUUUGGGGUUUUCUGGUAACUAAUCACAGUUGGAUGAUCUAUGUGAUUGCCUGCUUAUUCACUACUGAUUUCUGGAAAAUCUGUGACUAGUGAGAAUGUGUCUGGAGAUUUGCAGCCCUAGAGGUCUGAUGAAUCUCAAGGGAUUAUCACACGUACUGACACCAUCUGUACUCCACUCACACUGUCGUCUCUAAAAACACACCGCUCUUUCUGGGGUCUAUUUUUCAUGGAAUAUUUCUACAGUAAAUUCCUUUAGCUUGAUUUUCACUUCUAGUGCUUCAUUUUGAGGAUAAACUGUACUUAUUUGUAUUUAUUUGUGUUUGUAUUGUUGAUGUUCAGUGACUGACAACUUUGAAACAGAGGUGUCUCUUCAGGUCUUGUGAAAGGAAACAGUCUGAGGGUGUCUCUUCAAGUCUUGUGGAAGGCCCAGUGGAAAGGAGGAGAGAUCAAUCAGACCUAGCUGAGCUCUCUGGGAUGACCCACACCUGGUUCACCAGAGGUCAUGAGUUCAUUGCUUUCGCAACAUGUCUCUUGUUCAAGAGGAAGUGCUGGGGAGAGGAGAUAAGAUAGUGUUCACAUGUCUUCAUUUUAAGCAGUAGGUAUUGUGUAGGCCUGGGUGAUAUUUCUGCCUCAGUGAUCUGUGGCUGGGCCUUUGUUUCUGCUUCAACAUCGCCCCCAUGUGGACGGGAUGUGCAAGUGCCUGCUGCGCCAGAGUCAAAUCUUAAUGUCAAAUACACAAAGAGAUGUGUUUUGGAACGUGAAGGGAUCUGGCGGCUCAGUGGUAAGGAUCUCACCCCAUAAGCAUGGGGUCGUAGGGUAUGAUUCCUGACAAAGCCUGGAGGACUGUGACAACUGCUGGGGGUUUCCCCUCCUGUGAACAGCAGCAGGUAUGUGGGAAAAGUAGGCCUGUAGGUUUAAAAAAAGAUCCAUUUGAAAAUGAAUGGUCUACUUUCUCAGAGGUUUAUGACCACAACACAUCCUGAUCCAGAGCUGUGGCUUGAACCUACAACCCUGAACAUAUGGGGUGAGAUCUUUACACCAGAGCCCCAGACUCCUUCACACCUCUUAACUGUUUUCUUUGUCAUUGUCACAUUGAGAAUUGCUGAAAUUACCAAUAACUCAAACCCAAGAUUUGAACCCAUAACCUCUAUGGUUGAAGGUAGGAAAUGAACCUCAAAGCCACAGACUCUCACACUUCUAGCUCUUCUUACGACGAUCCAAAUAGUUAAACACCUUCUCUCAACUAAUGAUUUAGUAAGAUUGUUUGUAUUCUAAAUGACCUUGUAUGACACAGCCAUGUACAAUUUAUGGAGUUGGUUUUAUGAUUUUCUAAACACAAUGACAUGUUGAAAUGUAUUGCCAUUAAUUAUUGUAGCAUUUGAUGGACAAGUCAUUCUGAUUUGAUCUCAUGAUUAUGUCAAACGGAACCUCAACUCAAACUUGACAUUUAAUGAAGAAUUUUUGUUGGUCUGUUCCAAGAUUCUGGGCUUGAUUCAAUCCGUAGUGCUGAAGAUCUGCUGUACAGCGUGAUUCAAUCCGUAGUGCUGAAGAU